AUGGCUGGGCUCGACGAGACUCUGAAAGGCACAGCAUCGCUGGCGGCAGUAUUCCUCUUCCUGACGACCGCGACGAUAGCUUUGCGAUUCCUCGCUCGGUACAAGCAGAAAGCCGGCGUAGGUCCCGAUGAUUAUAUGGCGUUGGCAUCAUGGAUUGGAUUUGUGGGUAUCGAGGCCUUGUUCAUCUAUGCUCAACAUCCCAUGAUGGAGCGUGUGUUCCUCUCUCUCAACAUCCUCGAGGUCUGGGCUUUCGGCACUGUGAAAUUGAGCGCUCUCUUCUUUUACAGAAGGUUGUUCUGCACCAGAGCGAAGCCGACUCAUGUUCUCAACUACAUUACCUGGACCAUGAUCGCCAUCGUCUCGGCGUGGAUUGUGACGUUUUGUAUCAUGACUUUUAAUAUCUGCGGCAAGCAUAACACGAUCGAGUGGACCGUGAUGAAGGGAGCGACGAAAGAGUGCAAGCUCAAUUAUCCUUACUUCCGCGCUGUGAGCAUCUCGGACUUCGUUCUAGAUGUGAUCAUCAUCACUCUUGCUUUCCCGAUGAUCUGGUCGCUGUCAAUGAACAGAACUCGCAAACUCGCCGUGACCGGCGUGUUUUUGCUUGCUCUUGGCGGUGUCGGAGCCAGCUGUGCACGCAUGGUCGAGUAUAACCUGUCGGUGAACGCAGGUCGAUCGGCGAACGACAAAGACGAGUACCCCCGUUCCUCGGCUACUCCGAGUGCGGCUCAAGGCCGCUAG
This is a messenger RNA of Pseudocercospora fijiensis CIRAD86, 738 nucleotides long. RefSeq lists its product as uncharacterized. The record is from RefSeq and is a predicted model, not a curated record. The coding region runs from base 1 to 738 and encodes 245 amino acids. The transcript is spliced from 5 exons. Lineage: Eukaryota; Fungi; Ascomycota; Dothideomycetes; Mycosphaerellales; Mycosphaerellaceae.